AUGUCUUCUCCACAACCUCCAGCAGCCCUCGAUGGGCGUUGUUCAGUCGUCUAUAACAACACUGUCUACGUCUACACGCCGUCCGCACUACUAUCCCUACCUCUCGAACAAGGUGCCGAGUGGAACUCUACAGAUGCUGGUGAAGCCGUCACCGACGCCGUGUGUGUGACAGGAACCGUUGAUGGCUCUGCUGAUAACCAAGCUUUAUACGUCGUCGGAGGCACUUCGACCAACUCGACGUAUAUGGGCCUUCAAAGAUACUCAUUCGCCGACAAAAAGUGGGAGUCUAUUGAUCUGGGUAGUGGCCUUAGUGGCCUCCAGAAUCUAGUCAAUCACAGUGCUAUCUAUCUCCCCGGAACUACUUCGAUCCUAAGCUACGCAGGAUCUAAUAAUGGGAACCAGGACGCCUCCACGACAACCUUUGAGAUUCCCCUCACAAAUAUAGGGAAAAUACUGAAUCGUGACGGUGCCGGCAUAGCGGCUGGCAUCAAACCAACUUUAUUACCUUGGGAUGACUCGACGGCCGUUUACGUGGGAGGAACGCCUACGAAUACUGAAGUUUUUCUAUACCAUGGUAAUAGUGGCUGGGGCACUUCGCAAAUCUCCCUAGCUAGCGGAAUACCCAGCACUGCUGGCGUUGCAAUGCAGUCAAACUCGGACGGAAGCAAGUUUUUGGAAAUAUUUGACUUCGCAGUCUCGCCAAACGAGAUAUCAUACGUGGCUUUGCUACAAACCGGUGGUACUGCAGCAUACCCUGGUCAAAACGUGACAUUUGCCCCAUCAUCUACGAAGCAGAAGCGCGAUUGGGGCAAUAUUCCGUCCUACAAUAGUACUCUGGCUCCCUCAACGACACGCAGCAGUUUCUCGUUAGCCCAAUCCGACAACGGCUUGGUCGUCAUAACUGGUGGAAGCGGUACUGAUGCCGUCACCGUUUUUAACCAAACUCAGAAUGGUUGGGUCAACACUACGAAGCUCUUCUACAACGACGAUGUAAGCGCAGGACUCCAACAUCCAAUAGGCUCAUCUUCGACGACAACUGCUCCGACAACCAGCGCCACAGCUACGACGACGACAUCGGCCUCGGCAUCGGCAUCAACUACCGCCGUAGCUGCUUCCGGUACAGGCAAGAUUAGUACGGGUGUUAUUAUCGGUGCAACUUUGGGUUGCUUGCUAGGCGUGGCAGCCAUCUUGAUUGUUCUUCUGAUCAUCCUUCGCCGUCUGCACCGGAAGAAUGGUGACCCAACAGGCAAAGGCAGCCGCCGCUAUGGUCAAGAUAAAGACCGACUGAGCUUCCAAGAUCAGGGUAUCGAACCUCUGACAAUGGCUGCUGUGCCGAUGGGUCGAACCCAUAUUCCUUCAGCUGUAGAUUCUCUCAACAUGAUUUCUGGAAAGUUCGCAAACGAGUACCCUGGUACAUUCAUGGCGGAUAAAACUCCAGUGACGACUCGGUCUUUGGUGCCACCUGCUAAGCCCCCCCUCACACUGAUUACGUCUAAUGAGGCGGAUCAGUAUAGAAACAAAACACUCACACCUAUCAAUGAGUCUAGUCAUCCACGGGGUGAUCGAAGCACUGAUGAAGGUUGGGGCAAAUAUUUCCAAGAUGGGGGUGACGGUCUUACGACGGACUCUCCUCGCACUACGAUGAACUCGGAUAUUUCACAAAUUACCAAGUCUGAUUAUCGAGGUAGCAUGUGGCCGCAUGAAGUGCCCGAGCGAACCACAAUUGCAUUGAGUGCUUUAGACGGACCUAGGCCUUUAGGACAAGUUCCUUCUGGCAGUCCAAGCACAGAGUAUCUCCCAUCAUUCGGAUCGCGACAUAUACACCAAGCACAGUCGGCUCAUAUAUCUAGCGCUGAUUCAGCCAGCUUUGUCUCGGAGGAAGAGGAUGACCAUGACCGCCAUGAUGCGUUCUCUUCCGGCGUUCCGCAAAGUGUUCAUGAUGGAACUCAAUGGACACAUCAACCUUGGAACUUACGUCCGCCGAGCAGCAACUAUACCGAUAGCUUCUAUCAAUCGAGUGCACGCGAACCUUCGGGUGUGCAGGAGCCGGUCGAUUCCCGAUCCCAUGGACGACGAUCGAGCGGUAUUCUCCAUAACGACAUGGAUGAAUAUUCGCGAGCCCACGUCAAUUCAGAUAUGAGCUGGUUGAAUCUGCAUGGGGAUAAAUGA
This is a messenger RNA of Talaromyces amestolkiae, 2169 nucleotides long. RefSeq lists its product as uncharacterized. Gene Ontology annotation, molecular function: protein binding. The transcript has a single exon. NCBI's taxonomy places the organism in Eukaryota, Fungi, Ascomycota, Eurotiomycetes, Eurotiales, Trichocomaceae. The record is from RefSeq and is a predicted model, not a curated record. The coding region runs from base 1 to 2169 and encodes 722 amino acids.